This is a messenger RNA of Linum trigynum, 5085 nucleotides long. NCBI's taxonomy places the organism in Eukaryota, Viridiplantae, Streptophyta, Magnoliopsida, Malpighiales, Linaceae. The record is from the annotation of a GenBank genome assembly.
CUCACAAAUAAAUGGAUUCUCACAUGCUAGAUGCUACUAUGCUGCUGCCUGCUGGUGAAGAGAAAAGAAGAGGAAGACAGGAGCUCUGUUGGGUCUCGCCUUUCGGGAUGGAGAGAAGGGAAGAGGAGGCUGCUGGAGGCGGAGGCGGCGGCGGGGAGAGCUACUGGGGCCGGCGGGGAGAGCUGCUCGGGCCGGCGGGGAGAGCUGCUGGGGCCGGCGGGGAGGGCUGCUGGCGGCUGCUCAGAGGAAGAAGAGAGGGAGGGAGGCUGCUCGAGGCGGCGGCGGGGAGCGCAGCUGGUGCCGGCGGGGAGCGCAGCUAGUGCCGGCGGGGAGGGAUGCUGGCGGCUGCUCACUGCUCAGAGGAAGACGAGAGUCGAAAGGGAUGGAGGCAGGCAGGCAGGUCUCGAAUUUUUUAGGGUUGUUGGGUUGCUGCGGGCUGCGGCAGAGAGUGAAAGGAAUUGAGUAUUGACAACUCAAUCCGCCAAAACCCUUCACCUUUAGUGCACCGCGUUUUACUCUUUUUUUUUUUUUUUUUAUAAUCGGUAUUACGGUAUACCGAUAUACCGUCGGUAUCUACCGACUCCUAUCCGGUAUUACCGAAUGUAAAAUAACGCCCUCGAAUACCGAUACCGACGGUAUUCGGUAUACCGGAUACCGAUACCGGUUUACCGAUUACCACCCCUAACAAAAACGGUGAAUAUUUCACCAUUUAAAAAAACGGUGAAGUAUUCACCGUUUUCCUCUAAAACGGUGCACCAAUAGCGAGUCAAUCACCGUUUUAUUCAAACGCGGUGAAGUUUAAACCGUUGUUGUAGGCCACGAUGAAGCGACACGGAUCGCUGACGUGGACAAACGCGGUGUAUUCAACGCGUUAGACAAACACGGUGAAUACCACGUGUUUGUUUGCGUCAGCGAUCCGCGUCGCUGACCCACUCACCGUGGCUGUUGGAUGCGGUGAGGCGCGGAUCGUGGUUUUCUUCCCAGAUCCGACGCCUCAUAGCACGCCACGUGGCUCGAUCCGCGUCUGUCGCCGAUUUUGAAAAGGGCGAUGCAUUCACCGCCUUUAAGGGAUGCGGUGAAUGCUCCCCAUCAAUUUGCGCAGAUCCCUCCCUCCUUCCCUAUAAAUAGAACCCCCCCCCCCCCCCUCCAAAUCACACCACCACUUUUACAAUCCUUUCUCCCUCAAUCUAUCCUCUCUAGUCUCGUUCUAAGUAUGCUUUGUGGUUGCGGAUAAAUCCGAUCUUCCACAUCAGAAAAAAUUACUAGAGUUUGACCCUAAAGCCCCCGUCCCUUACAAACCCGAACUCGUCAAACCUCUGUCCGACUUCUGCCAAAAAAUGGACGAAGAGGCUCUUCGUGUAGGUUUUUUUUGUGUUUUUAUUUUUUGUGUUUUUAGUUUGACCCUAAGGCUCUUCGUGUAGGUUUUUUUUUGGUGAUAUCUUCACCGUUUUAGUUUAAAGCGGUGAAUAUAUCACCGUUUUUUUAAAUGGUGAAAUAUUCACCGUGUUUGUCAAACGCGGUGAUAAUCUUCACUGCGUUUGUCAAAAACGGUGAAUUCCAAACAUGUGUAGUUUUGAAUUUUUUUUUAUAACUUAUGUAUUUUGGAAUUUUUUUUAAGAACAUGUGUACAGUGGGAUUUUUUCCCCACAAACAUAAAGAAGAUUAGUUGUUUAAGGAAGAUAUAUUGCUUAGUAUAUUAAAUAUAUCUGAAAAAUUAAUUAUAUGGGUACCCAUGGGACGGAUAUACCUAAAACCAAACCCAACCUGUGAAUAGUGUAGCAGGUUUAAACCCGAACCCGACUCAAAACCAGUCAACACGGGUUUUACCAAUGUUGACAGGGUAGGGUACCCAUAGAUUCGGGUUUUGCUGCCAUCCCUACUCCGAUGGACGGCUUAGACAAACUGCAAGCUCAAGCACCAACGCAAAGGGGAGAAAAGCUAUUGGCUACCCACUUAAGGUGCAUGAUUUGGGCUAGCAUAUUUGAAAACGUGGCCCUGGCUAUCCUUUGAAUGCGGAUCCACUUGAGCUGCCCUUCGCAUAGGGUGGCUAUACGAACUGGUCCAGUUAAACUGGCACGGAUUGAUUCUGUAGCGGUUCGAUCUUUUUUAAAAUAUGAGGAUUAAAAUUUUAAAAUUGGAUAUAGUCUGAUUUUGAACCGAUCUCGAUCCGAUUUUAACACUAAAAUCAGAAAUCUUACUUCCCCCUAAAAAGCGCAAGUUUUUUUGCUCUCUCUCUCCCUGACCCCUCCCUUACCGACUCUCUAUCCUCCCUCACAUUCACUUUCUCUCUUUAUUUGUUCUCUCUAUCUCUCUACUCCCUGCAAGCGAGCUCCCUCCCACCGCCGUCUCUCAUCUCCCUUAUAGAAAUUGAAAAGGCAAAACUAUAAUUGCUCUCUGCUCCUCCCUCUCGUUUUUCCUUCCCUUUUCUCCUCACCAAACACGAUCAGCGCAUCCUCUUCGUCACCACCAGACAACCGCUGCUUGCCCACACGUUGUAUCGCCCAUAGCCGUCCCAUGAUAUUUGGACGCCCUGUUCGAAAGUUUAACAUGUGGCUCCUAAUUUUUUUCUCAAUAAAUUUAUUAAAAAUAAAAUUUAUUGAAUAAUUAUAAAUUACAUAAGUUCAGAAAAUGAUUUCAAAAUGAGUAAACAAUCUCACUUCCUGUUUGACCAAGAAACCAAGACCAAAUUCUCACUCCUAGCAGGGAGGGAGAAAAGUAAAUCUGGAGAGAACAGAAAAUGGAUAUAGAGCAAAAAUUGAAUGGAGAAAUGAAAAUAAUAUAAAUUGAUCGAGAUGUGGGUGCGGGUCUAUCUAAUGGAUAGUGUAGGCCCUAUUCCAAAAUUGAGACAUGAUCCAAAUUGACUUUUAACUAUGAUAAAACUAAAAUGAUUAUAAUACCAUUAUUUAAAAUGUAAUAUCUUUUUUUAUUGUUUAAAUUAAAAUUAUCUAUUAUCUCUCUGAUUUUCGUAUUCUCCAUGAGAUCUUUUUCAAUUGUUAUUAUAGCUAAAAUUAUAUAUAAAAUUCGUCAUCAUAUUCAUAAUCUAUCAAUCAUACACUAAAAAAACAAACUGCAAUUUUCGAUCGGUAACUAACGAAUCUAAGUGGAGGCCCCUAAUAUUCGGAGGCCCUGUGCCGGAGGGCGGGGCCGGCACACCCUCUUGGCCGGCCCUGGUAUCACCGGUCGUUGCCACGAGAACAAGCCGUGACUCCCCAAAUUGUCGCCCGUCGCCUCAAUCAAAGGAUUGCGCCGCCACUUCCGCUGCAUCGCCCAGCGUCACCGUCGAUCCGUCACGGCCUCUGGCGGAUCUAUCUCCGUUAGUCGGUCUCUGGUUCUAGUUCUCGUCUGUUCUACAACCGUCGUCUCUUAUCUACCUUCUCGCGCCGCGAUCGUCGGGAUGGAGAUCCGCCACCGCCAUCGUUGCCGCCUUUGCCUCACAUGCAUCUCUCUCCUCUGUUUGUGUUCGUUUUUUUAUGUCAUAGUCGGAUGAAAUAAUAGACAGCGUGUUUACAAUAGUAGGUAAAAUAAACGGCAGUCUGAUACUAACCGAAAUGCCAAUGAAAGAGCCAUUUUUGUUACUAAAUGAGCAGUUCUGUUAGUUCUUACGAAUAAAGUGACAAAACACCAAAAAUCAUAAAAAGAAUAUAGCUUCCGCCGGAUCACCGCACCGCCUUAAGCUCUCCUCAGUAUGACAUAUCCAGGAACUGAUCGAGACAAUUGUAAUGGCCCACUACGCCAAAAGCCCAGACGAGAGGAACUUUCGCUUGUCCUGCAAAACAAAAUACAGACAGGCAUGUGCCACACAAGCCCUAUAAAAAUGGCCAAAAGCUGCUAGAGACGGGUGUCCUGCCCACACCCUCUAAUAUUUGCAUAUCUGCAUCUUCACGAUUACCCUGCAAAACAACAAAAUAGUCUAUGUCCAGGAGAUAAAAAAAAAAAAAAACAACAAGUGAAACCUUAAUCGUUAAUCCACCAGUUGAGGCGCCAACUCAAAAGUUUCUAGUUAUGCGAGCCUUUUGCCCACAUCCUCUAAUGUUUGUGUUCGUUUUGUUUCGUCAGGAAGAAGAGGAAGUGAUAAAUUAUUCUCGACACGACCAAGAGUGAUAAAUUCUUUUAUGAGCUUGUCAUUCCGGAUUUUAACCUUUCGGAUCGUGAUUUAAAAAAAAAAAAAAAAAAGAAUGGAGAGUUGGCCCUUUUAGGGUUGGAGUCACAUUUUGGGUUUGGAGGCGGAGGAAUUUUGGGCUCACUUGUGGCUUGACUAGGCUGAGUUUAGCUUUGUUGGGUUGGAUCCGGUCUUUAAUGCAAUUUGUUUGGGUAGGUUUUUUCCCAUUUAAGAAAUGUUUUGAUCAUUGCAUCAUUUUUAUUUCAUACCCUUUGAAAAGCACAAAAUAUGAACAAUAUGACAAGGAAGCAGGCCAGAGUGAUCACCAGAUUUUAUUCCAGUUAGCUAUUUUAGUUAGUUAACCCGUCUCAAUUCGUGUUUGAUGUUGGCGCGAAUAUGAGUAUUGAGGUACUCGUCUCGCCCUUAUUGUCAUCACUACAUUUAACAAAGCAAUAACGCCUACACUAAAUGAGAAGAAGAAGUAGUGAAGCCUCUGUGUCAUUCUCACUACCAAACAAUUGCAUGUGCAUUGAACGUGAAUAGAAAUAUUGGACAAGACACACUUCCAUUAGUUCAUUAACAACCUCUAUACCAAACUAUGUACGAACCCUCUUCCCCCAUCAACCAACUCCCUUAUCAUCUACUUUCCGUUUCUUGUCAUUUUCUACGUUCUUCAAAUGACAAUACAACAAUAAAUGGAAUCAUUUGAAAUUGAUACACUUGUCUCAAUUAUGUUAUCCUUUGGUCACGAGCUUGCCUACCAAUUAUCAUAUGAUGGGUUGGCCACAUAAAAAAAAACAAUUGUGGAACAUCCAUCCCCCCGCGAUUGCCUAUAUAGCUCCCUCUACAACUGCUUUGUUCUCUCCAGCCAAGUAUCCAUAACAAACAGCUCCAUCCCUACUCAACCACUUUGUUCCCUCCACCCAAGUAUCCAUAACAAACAACUUCCUCCACCCAAGUAUCCAUAACAAAAAAAUAAAGGAACU